CUCCGUCCAGCUACAGAAGGGAAGUUAGCUGAGUGUUUCCCUGUUUAGAUUUUUCAGUUCUGCAAAACUAUGGGCUGUAAUGUUGAGGAUGAAUUUCCAAAGAAAACUGGACUUUACAGUGUGACCGACCUCCGGAGUCUGGCAGCUGCACUUGGAUUUCCAAGUAAUUCACUGGAGAGUUGUCUCCCAUCUGGAUCACUGUGUAAAGGAAUUAUCACCUCCAAGGAACUACACAGGCUAUUGGAUCUUGGUUAUUUUACUUCUGCUUUGCAUUUCACCUUCAACAUGAAAAGCGGCUUGUACAAUGUCAAGCUGAUCUUAAAGUGCCUUAAUCUGUUGGAUAGAAGCGCUCUCAGUUUUGCUGCUGUUCAAGAAGCAAAAGUGGCAUUUUGUGCAUAUGAGCAUCUUGACCAGAAGGGGGUAAAAGCAGAGACCAAUACGCUGCUCAAAGCUAUCAAGAUGUGUGGCUUUGCAGUGUCCUCGCAGAAACUUUCUAUGUAUGUGAGGCAGAAUAGAUCAAGUUUUGUGGAACCUGGAAGAGUUCAGCUUUAUGAAUUCCUGGAUUUGCUUACAAUCUGUGAACCAAAAAACAAGUUUUCAAUACAAGAAGAAAGAGUGCCAAGUACUGACAAAACAAGUAGAGGUUUAUACCAGAUGGAUGACAUGAGGACCGCCAUGAUGACCCCUGAUGAGAAGUUGGCACAUCAUCUAAAUCGGAGGUUCCAACAUGUAGACAGUUGGAUGUUACCUCAAGAGACAAUCGCAACAGCACAACCCCUUACCUCAAGAAAAUGCCAGCGGACUGAAAACCUUAAUGGAAGAAGGCCACAUCCUCCAAAAAGACGAAAUGAGUCCUCUCAUGAAGGAACAACAGAUGAACCCUGGACCAUUGUAACUCCUGUACCCCAGCUUCGAUGUCAUUGUUACACACCCAAAAGGGAAAAGCCCAUACAGACUAAGCAAGAUAUUCAGAAAACAAAGAACAAUAUAGAAGAACUCCUGUAUGAAAUGGAAACUUUGGGUGAGAAAACUCGCUGGGAUCUCAACUGGAAACUAGAUUAUUAUUUACCAGGUUACAGAGAGCGCUCUGCUACUAGACAUGUAUCAGCUGUUCCACAACCUCCAAAAACGAUAAAAAAGAAGAGCUGUAAAGAUGAUGUUUUUAAAAGGCUGUCUGCUUCAAGAAGGAGCUGUGAACUCUGGAUUCUUCCUGGUCCCGCAGCAGAAUUAUGUGGAUGGAGGGAAGGAGCAGCACUGACAGAGGCCUACUCAGCUUCAGGAUACCAUCUCCUUGUCAUGCCAUAUCUUGUGAUGCUCAUAAGUUGGGUAUUGCUGACAAGACCCAGAAAGAAAGACUGAAAUGUUCCACUGCAACGCUUCAUGGAAGUCAAAAAUAUUGAAGAAACUAAAACUUGCCAGCUUAACUAUCUAUGAAUUUUAUAUAUCCAUUAUAUUGAAAAUAGUUAAAUCUAGAAGUUAAAGAUAACAAAAUAAAGAUGGCUUUCAAUUUUGAAUGUUUUUUUAUGGCAUUUCUAAUAAUUUAAUUACAAGGCUUUGUUUACACUGCAUUAUUGUCACAGGCAAGGAAAAGUGCAGCCCUGUGCUGACCAAGACCACUGUCCCUGCCUUAUGGGGUGCCCACCUCCUUAAUUGUAUCGCAUCACAAUAAAAAGCAAGCUGGGCAAAACAUUUAUGUUUGGGCUGACCACAGAGAGUGACCUUCUGUCAUCUGCAUGGUUGGUGCACUAGAAAUCCCAGCAGUGUCACUGCAGAAUGAGUUCACAUUGCAAUACAAAGCAAGCUGAGGAAAGCAGUAGGCUGACCUGUGUUUUAAGAUAAAAAAAAAAAAAGCAUUAAAAGCAUUGAGAGUGAAAGCCACAUUUCC
Molecule: messenger RNA, 1885 nt
Organism: Hyla sarda
Lineage: Eukaryota; Metazoa; Chordata; Amphibia; Anura; Hylidae
Exons: 15
Coding region: 70-1359 (429 amino acids)
Source: RefSeq, a predicted model, not a curated record